AUGUCCACCGAACCACUCGACGAAAUCCAGUGGAAAUCACCAGAAUGGAUCCAGCAGUUUGGUCUUCACACAGGCAAUGUGCUUGAUUACUUUGCUGAGCUGCCGUUCUACGAUAGAACUUCCAGUAACCAGGUUCUACGAAUGCAGUUCCAGUUUCAACAGAUUCCACCUAAUAUCCAUCCACAGAAGUAUAUGCAGCUGAAACUUACUGAAAUGGUGGGUGUGGAGUUUGUGGUGGCAUAUGUGAGAGAGCCUGACUUUUGGAUCAUCAGGAAACAACGCAGACUUGACCCUACUACUGCAAGGACAGAACAGGACUACUAUAUCAUCGGUGCCAACGUCUACCAGGCGCCAAAGAUCUAUGAUAUUCUCAGUGCCAGGCUUCUAUCAAGCGUGUUGCUGAUGCGCAAGUCCAUUGAUUUGCUUAAUGACAUGACAAAGUUUAGCAUCUCUGAAGGUGGACAUAUUUAUCCUUCAGACAAGGACACUUCGGGCACAAGCACAGCUACAAAACAGGUUAAUACUAAUCCGCCAUCAGCUUUGCCUUCUACAACAAACAUUAAUACUCAAAACCCAGCUGCCACUCCUCUGUUCCCGAAUCUGACUCCUGGUACUAUCCAAGCACAACCUUCCAAUGGAGAACCAGGCCUGAGUUCGAUCAUGAGCAACGUCUCCAACGUCAACAGCGAAUACGGUAAUGGCUUCAGCCAAUAA
Candidozyma haemuli is the source of this 714-nucleotide messenger RNA. RefSeq names its product mediator of RNA polymerase II transcription subunit 6. Lineage: Eukaryota; Fungi; Ascomycota; Pichiomycetes; Serinales; Metschnikowiaceae. Gene Ontology annotation, biological process: regulation of transcription by RNA polymerase II. The transcript is spliced from 2 exons. The record is from RefSeq and is a predicted model, not a curated record. Gene Ontology annotation, molecular function: transcription coactivator activity. Gene Ontology annotation, cellular component: core mediator complex; mediator complex. Bases 1 to 714 code for a protein of 237 amino acids.